UAAGGAACAAACAACGUGGAGAACAUUGUAUAAAAAGUAUUUAGUGCCACCCUUCAUCCAAAACAUAUUGUAAUUACUAAAAGGAACAUUAUGGUGUAAUAUUGGGCGUGUUAAACAAAAAUCUGGUGGCAACCGCAGGGGGAAGCGUGCCUGGAAUGCCUAUUGUCACGGCCAAGGCUUUAUAAAAGGGUAAGGCUAUGGGCCAAGGCCUUGGUUACGGUCACACCUCCACGGAAACGCUGUUCAGCCAUGGACUCUCUGGGAAAGCUGCUGGUGGUGGUGGUGGUGAUGGCCGCAGCGGCGAUGACGAUGGUGGAGUCGUCAGCUGUGCAGCCGGCCGCUCCAGAUCAACCACAGGUAAAGGAAGAGGAGGAAGUGAGUGGGACCAACUCAUCUUCUGGCAACCUUCAUCUCGAAUUCCACUCCAUCCACGAAGCUAUCCGGUCCUCCAUCUCCCGCAGCGACCAUAGCUGCCCCCCGGAUUGCGAUACGCUCCUUCGUCCAAUCUGCAUGAACGAGUGCAGGAGACGGUGGCUGGCGUCCCUGGUGUGCCUCAUGGUGUGCUCCUCCACCGAGCUGAUGUGCUGCCGCUGCCCCAUAUCCUGCCACGGGCCCUUCCAGCGGUGCUACUCCCGCUGCUCCGGGGGUGACACGUGGUGCAAGGACCGGUGCAUAGCCAGGGUCAACAAGUGCUGCAGCGUUGACAGCCGCACGCCACACGCAGAAACUGGCAUAUUUGAUGACGAGUUUGAAGCACCCACGGAUAUCGAAAGGAGUUAUGUUUAAGCUUAUAGUAGGUUCUUGCUGUUCUUGGUGGUGUGGUCUAUUUUUAUAGUAUACCGAGCUGCCGUUGAAGGUAACUGCGUACGUGCUAUGCUAAUGACACGACGUAUCAACGACAGGGAGGUUUGACUUUUGAUAUCCUAAGUAAUCCUUUAAUCUAUGUUGUAUUUAGCAGAUGUCAUUGUCCGCUAUAAUUAUCCAGAAAUUAAAUUUAAACGUGUCUGCAUUUAUCGAUUUUAGUGUUAGGUUUCGGUGGAACCCUGUCCAUGCAUUUGUCUGAUUUACUGAUAGAGUAUGUGUUCUGCACGAGGAAUUUUUUAAUGAUAAUGUAACUCGUUCAUAUUAUCUACUAAACAAAAAUUAUAAAGUAAGAUUAUCAUCCCGCCGCGUGCCCCCACCAUGCAAAUAAAGGUAAAUACAAGGUAGCUAGGUCCCGUGGUAGUCUCCACCUUGUGCUUCGGCGGGGUGCUAGAGCGUAGGUUCGAGACCUGUCCGGUGCCAUGGGGGUGGAAAGGUGGGCUCUUUCCUACACCCGUUGUUGGGCCUCCUUGAAAGAAUUGGGUAUCUCUCUGCCAGCCGUCUGGGCGGUUGCGCGGCAUGCACCGCCUUCCUCCCUUGGGGUAUAUCCCCAACGGAAUACCAAAAAAAAAAAAAAAAGGAAGUAGCUAGAGAUAAUAGGUACAGGUAACAUGGAAUGGGAUUCUUCAUACUGCGGUGUCUUCGUUUUGCAAUUAAAUAUGAUUUUCUGCAUAACCUAAAACAAA
Molecule: messenger RNA, 1547 nt
Organism: Eriocheir sinensis (Chinese mitten crab)
Lineage: Eukaryota; Metazoa; Arthropoda; Malacostraca; Decapoda; Varunidae
Exons: 4
Coding region: 250-786 (178 amino acids)
Source: RefSeq, a predicted model, not a curated record